Messenger RNA from Klebsormidium nitens, 1130 nucleotides. The record is from the annotation of a GenBank genome assembly. Lineage: Eukaryota; Viridiplantae; Streptophyta; Klebsormidiophyceae; Klebsormidiales; Klebsormidiaceae.
AAGCUGCACUUCUCGUCUUGUCAAAGAACGGACACUGGCAUGCGCAGGGAAUGCGAAGAGAAAACGCUGGCAGCAAAGGGGAGAAGAGCGCCACUUUUGAGGGGGGACAUGCAGAUUGUUUGUUGGCACAUGCUCGCACAGUUGUGAGCUGCUGAUCCCCCUAUGCAGCGCCUCUAUCAGGAGGAUCCGAGUCUCGGGGCGCCUGACUUCAACAAAGGAGCUGAAGUGUUCCACUGGCGUCAAGUCCUCCGCUCUUGCGUCACUUUGAGGCUUCUGUAACAGCUUCUAAGGUCUCAAAUUGGAACAGCCAGACGUUUCGAGCAUUGCUCUGCUUGGAUCUCUUCGACCAUGGAGAAUGAAGACUCUGGUUCCAGCCCUCCGUCAACCACUGGACGAGUUGCAGUUGUUCCAACAGCGGUCAUAUGCAUGGGCGUUUCAGGGGCAGGCAAAACGACCGUUGGGAAAGUUCUAGCGGAGAUGUUGAAAUGCGAGUUUCUGGAUGCUGACGACUUCCACUCCCUACAAAACAAAGACAAGAUGCGAAGGGGGAUCCCUUUGAUCGACGAGGACCGUGCCCCAUGGCUCGAAACCCUGAGGCAACUUUUACGUGAGCGGUUGGUCGAGGGUAAAAACGUCGUACUGGCAUGUUCGGCUCUGAAGCCUGAGUACAGAACUAUACUGAGGGCGGCAGCGUCAGAUUUUGGGCACGAGCAAGCGCAGGCAGUGGGGGCUUCUCUUGAUGAUGACUCUGCUUACGUAGACGGGAUCGCAAAGGCCGCUUGUCGGGGAUCCAGCCUGGAGAACGGCCAGGGUUUUAAAGAAGAUAGGAGUUCUGAUUGCGAGGAUCCUGAGUUCGGGGAAGUAAAAGAAGCAGACCGUCGAGCUCUUCCGAGGGUUGUGUUCGUUCAUUUGAAAGCAGACGCGAAAGUGUUGGCAGCUAGACUGAAGGCUCGAGAAAAGGCGGGGACGCACUAUAUGCCAGCCUCUCUCCUCGAAUCACAGAUGCAGGCCUUGCAAAUUUAUGAUGGGGAGGCUGGGAUUAUGACGGAAGAUGCUGAGUUGACUCCCAACAUUCUUGCAAGACAGGUACUUAAGAAUUGCAAGCUUUGACAGGUCAAAAGCCGGGCCCA